This is a messenger RNA of Nyctereutes procyonoides (raccoon dog), 1680 nucleotides long. Its product is annotated as acyl-coenzyme A thioesterase 1-like. The record is from RefSeq and is a predicted model, not a curated record. Lineage: Eukaryota; Metazoa; Chordata; Mammalia; Carnivora; Canidae. The coding region runs from base 235 to 1587 and encodes 450 amino acids. Gene Ontology annotation, molecular function: fatty acyl-CoA hydrolase activity. Gene Ontology annotation, biological process: acyl-CoA metabolic process; fatty acid metabolic process. The transcript has 3 exons.
UUUCAGUACGUAAUGCAAGUUCAUGUGUAUCAUUUUCGCUCUUGCUUUUAAAGGUACGCCUCUGACCUGGUGGGACAAGAGUCUGGCCCUCCAAGCCCAAUUUGGCAGGCUACUCGGCCCCACUGGGCGCGCAGCUUGCAGAUGACGGAGCCUGCCACUAGAGGAUCGCUGAGCAGUUUCUGACUUUCUCCACUGCCCAGUUCAGCUGACUCAGGACUGAAACCAAGAGGCAAAAUGGUGGCCUCCGCCGGCGCUAUUCUGCGAGCCUCGGGACUCCGCCGAUGGGGCUCCCUGCCGAGGACUCCAAAGCUGUGGGCAGGGGCCCGAGGCUCGGCGACGCUGAGCGUGGAGCCCGCGGGCCGCUGCGCCUGGGACGAGCCCGUGCGCAUCUCCGUGCGCGGCCUGGCCCCGGGACAGCCCGUCACGCUGCGCGCGUCCCUGCGCGACGAGAGGGGCGCGCUCUUCCGGGCCCACGCGCGCUACCGGGCGGACGACCGCGGCCUCCUGGACCUGGCGCGCGCGCCCGCGCUGGGCGGCAGCUUCGUGGGGCUCGAGCCCAUGGGGCUGCUCUGGGCCCUGGAGCCUGAGACGCCCUUGGUGCGGCUGGUGAAGCGGGACGUGCAGACGCCCUUCGCCGUGGAGCUGGAGGUGCUGGACGGCCACGAGCCCGACGCCGGGCGGCUCCUGGGCCGGGCGCUGCACGAGCGCCACUUCCUGCGGCCCGGGGUGCGGCGGGUGCCCGUGCGCGCGGGCCGGGUGCGGGGCACGCUCUUCCUGCCCCCAGAACCUGGGCCCUUUCCAGGGAUUGUGGACAUUUACGGAGUUGGAAGUGGCCUUCUGGAAUAUCGAGCUAGUCUGUUGGCUGGCAAGGGUUUUGCUGUGAUGGCUCUGGCUUACCAUAACUAUGAAGAUCUCCCCAAGGGCCUGGAGAUCCUCCACCUGGAGUACUUUGAAGAAGCUGUGAACUACCUUCUGGAUCACCCUCAGGUAAAGGGUCCGGGAGUCGGGCUGCUUGGCAGUUCCAAAGGAGGUGAGCUCUGCCUCUCCAUGGCCUCAUUUCUGAAGGGCAUCACUGCCUCCGUCAUAAUCAAUGGCUCCGUGGCCAAUGUUGGGGGAACCUUACACUACAAGGAUGAGAUCCUGCCUGCUGUGGGCCUAGACCCAAAUCGAAUGAGGGUGACCAAAGACGGCUUGGCAGACAUUUUGGAUGUCCUGAAUAGCCCUUUGGAAGGAGCUGACCAGAAGAGUUUCAUUCCCGUGGAAAGGGCUGAGAGUGCCUUCCUGUUCCUUGUAGGUCUGGAUGACCACAACUGGAAGAGUGAAUUCUAUGCUAACGAGGCCUCUAAGCGCUUACAGGCCCAUGGUAGGGAGCAGCCCCAGAUCAUCUGUUACCCUAUGGCAGGGCACUACAUUGAGCCUCCUUACUUCCCCAUGUGCCAGGCUUCCCUACACACCUUGGUGGGUGGUCCUGUCAUCUGGGGAGGGGAGCCCAGGGCUCAUGCCAUGGCCCAGGUGGAUGCUUGGAAGCAGCUCCAGACUUUCUUCCACAAACACUUGGGUGGGGAAAAGUUAGGGGGACUCUCCUGAAAAGAUAACCCAUUAUCUGCAGGUUAGGAGGAUGAGACUAAUGUAUGCUAAGCAGCAGCAAUUAAAAACAGUUCAUCCAUUGUGUCAUGAUAA